AUGAGGACUCUAAAAUACCUCCAGAGUAAUGAAUUUCUCUUGGACGUGGACUUAUGGAGACUUUCUGCAAACUCGGAGGAAUUAAAUAAGGUAAAAAAUAAGCCUCAGCUCUGUGGAAAAUUUUUGGAAACUGUGAAGGAAUAUGUCAGUGAAUCAGGAUCACCUAUGAACUUCAUCUCCACACUCAGAAAGCCUAUUUUGCAAUUUUUCCAGGGUGACCUCUGCCAGACACACCAGAUUUAUUGCCUCAAUCAUACCACCACUGUCUUCUACUUGGAAAAGAUGAGACAGAGGGAAGAUUUUGGCAUCUACCUGAAGUGGUGUGAGCAGGGGGAGCAGUGCAGGAGGCUGCACCUGACAGAGCUGCUGGUGGUUCCUCUGCACUGCCUGACCCGCUAUCUCCUCCUCCUGAACAACAACUGGAAGAGGAGCACUGACAAAACAGAGAAAGUUUCUAUCUGGUCACUUGAAGAAAAAGUGGAGAAGUCCAUGCAGGAUCUGGAAGGUAAAGUCAAGUGUUUGGACAACUUUCAGAAAUUCAGGCAGCUCCAUGAGGUCAUAAUUUGGCCUGAAGUCUGGGAUCAUUACAAGAGAUUCUUUGUCCCAGAGGGUUUGAAACAAAGCUUGAGAGAGAACAGUGAAAACAUUCUGUCUUCAGCAAGCAGACUUCUUCACGACAGGAGGCUGACAUUGGCAGAAAGCACAAGACUUCUUGAUGUCUACCGCUUUCUAUUUGAUGAUUUCCUAUCAAUCACCAAAAUUAAACAUAACAAAAAGAAAUACGGGGGCUCAGACACAGGCUUAACCCUUGUCUGUCCUUCCCUUGCUCCAGAGCUGCAGUCAGUUGUAAGAGAAGGUGGCUUUUGCCAAGUCUUGGACCAACCCAUCACACUGGACAGACUAAUACUGAAAAAUGUUGAUGCCAUCCAUAAAACAUGGAUGUCAGAGAUAGAAAGAGCAAUCUCCAAUUACAUGAAGUGA
Centrocercus urophasianus (Greater sage-grouse) is the source of this 981-nucleotide messenger RNA. RefSeq names its product pleckstrin homology and RhoGEF domain containing G7 (gene PLEKHG7). Gene Ontology annotation, biological process: Rho protein signal transduction. The transcript has 9 exons. Gene Ontology annotation, molecular function: guanyl-nucleotide exchange factor activity. NCBI's taxonomy places the organism in Eukaryota, Metazoa, Chordata, Aves, Galliformes, Phasianidae. The record is from RefSeq and is a predicted model, not a curated record. The coding region runs from base 1 to 981 and encodes 326 amino acids.